GGCUCAAGGCCGUUUGACCCGUGUAGACUGGAGCUGGAGCCGGGCAUAGACACAACUUCCUGGCUCUUUGGGGCCGGGGCCUGCUCUCCGCAAUCUAGCCUCCUGUCCUUGGCCUGCCUAGGCUAUCGGAAGCGGGGGGUGGCCAGAACAUCCCCGUGAACCAGCAGCGUUCCAGACUCCGGGAAGGGGCCAGGGCCGAUUGCACCAUAUCCGGUACACGUAGAGCAGGAAGAUGUCGGAGCCCAUGGCGAUGAGCUUGCUGGAAGAUUGGUGCCGGGGCAUGGGACUGGACAUCCACAGGUCCCUCUUGGUUACUGGCAUUCCUGAGCACUGUAGCCAUGCAGAAAUUGAGGAGACCUUGAAUGGGGUCCUCUUGCCACUGGGCACAUACCGUGUGGUCAACAAAAUUUUUUUGCGGCAGGAGAACGUCAAAGCUGCGCUUGUUGAGGUUAGCGAGGGUGUGAACCUGAGCUCUGUACCUCGCGAGUUCCCAGGGAAGGGUGGUGUCUGGAAAGUGGUCUGCAGAGACCCCACCCAGGACGCCGAGUUUUUAAAAAAUCUGAACGAAUUCCUGGAUGGCGAAGGGCGCACUUGGGAGGACGUGGUACGUCUCUUGAGGCUCAACCAGCAUCCAUCGUUCCCGAACCCAAACCAGCCUCCACCGAACUGGGCAGAAGCCAUGGGGCUGCUCCUGGGCGCCGUGGUACAGGUUAUCUUCUACAUGAAUGCGGAAAUGCGUAAUCGGGAGGAAGAAGCGAGGGCCGAGGAGGCCGAGCUGAUGGCUUGGGCUUCAACAGCAAGGAGAACGGUAAAGAAGGAACCCGGACUGGGUGUAGAGGUGGGCUCGACUUUCAAGAUGGAGGACCGAAACUACUGGAAGACUGCAGAGGACCGUGGUGACUCUCCAAAACCUCUAUUUCGCCGGGCUGGAGGUAAGAUUCGCUCCAGGAGAAGGAAGCAGAAAAAAAAUCCUAAGCAAGAACCAACAUGCUGGAGAAAACCCCAAGGCAACAAUUACAAUAAGGUGAAUUUAGAAGGCGCUGAAGCUGCAGCUGCCCGAAACUCAGAGAUCCCGGAGUCUGUCAAGAACAACAAAAAACCCUUUGUGAAGCAGGAGGAGACAGUUUGGAAGAAGAAAAGAGUCUGGAGGGAUCCCAACGAUUUUCCUCGGCGUUCACGGGCCACAGCAGAGGGCCCUGGGAAUCUGGAGGACUCAGAUCAAGAGGGUGGUCCUGAGAGCCCUCCAAAGAAGAAAGCCAUGACCUGGGCCACAAAUAAGAUCCCUGCCCCCAUGAGGAAGAAGAAGAAGAUGGGCAUGGGCUCCCUCUCUUAUGUUCUGAUUGAUUCUGAAGCUACCAAGAACACGCCCGUGAUUCCCAAGAAAGGGCCUGGUUCUAGAAGGGCCAUGUUGGUUCAAAGGGCUCCUCGGGGGCCCCAACCUGCUAAUGCACCUGCGAAUGCACCUGCGAAUGCACCUGCUAAUGUACCUGCUAAUGCACCUGCUUCAGCUUCCAGUGCUCAGAAGACCAAGCCAGGAGGAUUCCCUCAUGUCUCCAAAGAUUCCAGAAAGCUAUGAUUUGGGGAACCCUGCAUCUGAGGAGGUGGAAGAGCAUCGAGAAAGAAGUUUCAAGUUGGAAGCUGACUUUUUCUUUGUGGUUGAAUGAAACAUGACUUUGGACUCUGUAGGGGCCUAUUAAGUGUGUGUGCUCUGACCUGCACAGGUAACGGAUGUAAGGCCUUAGGAGGUGUGUGUGUUGGGGUAACUCUGUGUCUUUUCCUCAGUGGGAGCUUCUUUUCAUCUCUGCUCACCCUCAAAGGGGAAAGAGGUUAUAAGUAGCUUUGGAAAAUGCUAGAACAUUCUUUCUGUUUUAUCCACAAGAGGGCUCUUGGUUAUGUUUACCCACAUUUAGCCUUUAUUUUCCUCUACCCUCUGCUUUUUCUUUUGGAGGCCCAGCCCACUUGUAGAGCCUGAAGUCCCGAAGGGCAGGGUGGCCAUUUUGUCCCUUGUGCUGUAAGCAUUCGGUAAGUCAGGCCUUGCUCUUCGAAGCUUGCUUUGUGUACUUCAACUUCGGUCCUUCAGCAGCCUAGCCAGAAGUUGGUUAGGUCCCAAGAGUUGGUUCUGGAGAAAACCCAAACAUCUCUUGCCCUUGAAUUCUUCAGAUUUCAGAGUCUUAAAAAAAAAAAAACAAAAAACGGAGGGCAGGGGAGAUGACUCAGAGGGAAAGAGGACUUGCAGUGUAAACGCAAGGACCUAAGUUCUAAUCCUUAGGCCUCAUGUGAAAAGGUCCUGCAUGGCUGCCUGUGCCUGUAACACCAGCAUCGGUGGUGGAGACAGGUCAAUCCCAAGGACUUGGGGGCCGGCCCCCCUAUCUGAGCCGGUGAGCUUCUGGGCAGGGGAAUCCCCCAGUGAGGAGCUGUGGGCGUGGCCAAAUGGCAGAGCUCCUGCCUAGCAUAUGCAAGGCCCUGGGUUUAAUCUCCAGAACCAAUAAAAACCAAAAUGGAAUAAAAACAGCACUUUAGUUCCCAAAUGGAGUGAUGGCCCUCUCAGAAAGCCUGCUGGGAGAGGAGAGGUUGGUAGAGAAAAAUCAGCAUUUAGCUCUAAUUCUGUUGACUUCUUAGAGACCCCCUGUCAUUGAGGCUUAAGUCAGAUGCUCACAUCAUAGGAAGAAAGGGAAAACCUCUCUCUUUUCAAAAGUUUCUUUUAAAUGGACGGAAUUCUAUCCUCUGAAUUUAGUGCCACUAAGUCUGGCCAUGCUGCCCUUCUGUGUGUGUGUGAAGGAGAGAGAAUGGUGUCUUCACCAUCUGUGGUUUCUAAGCUACAUCCUGGGGACCCUUUUUUUUCAUGUUUAGAAGCACGAAAGAGAUGCUGGAGAUACGACUCAACGAGAAAAGGGGCAGGGGCUUGCCACCAAGUUCAAGUCCCUGGGUUCAAUCCCCAACACCCACAUAGUGGAAAGAGAGAAGCAACACCCGUGUUAGCCUCUGAUCUCCACAAUUAUUCCAUGGGCACAAGUACGCCCCCAGGAAAUAAAUAUAAUAAAACAUUUUAACAUUCAGAAGAAGCAGCUGUGGUGACAAGUGGCUGUAAUCCCAGCAUGUGGAGGUUGAGGCAGGAGAACUGCUAUGAGUUCAAGGCCAGCUUGGGCUAUAGAGUGAGACCCUGCCUCAAAAUAAAUAAGUAAAUAAGGACAUUUUGUUUAAAGUGUAGAAAAAUGAAAACUCAACUGUGUUGUGAUCCAAAAUAUCUAAAAUAUUCCCUUGUGUGUAUAGGAUAACUGUAACUAGCCAUUGACUCUGUAUUUUGUAUAUAGUUGUAUUUUUCUGUGUAUGUGUGUGUCCUUCUGUGCAUGUGUGUGUAUGUGGAGGCAGAGGGUUACUUUGGGUGUCACUCCUCAGCCACCACCCACCUUUUUAUGAGGGCCAGUCUCUCACUGUCCUGAAACCGGCUAGGAGGCUGGUGGGGCAGUGGACCCCAGGGAUGCCCCCCACCCCCAGAACUGGGGCUACAAGCCUGUGCUACAACGUUGACUUUUUGUUUGUUUUUGCACAGGUUCUGGGGAGCAAACUCAGAUCCUUCCUCUUGCAACAUAGUUUUCUAAUGAGGUGUCGGUGUGUGUGUGUGUGUGUGUGUCCCACUCUCUAAGUUUCUUGUAGGUGUGAACUUUGAGGAGAAAGGUCGGAAGGGAGUGGAAGAGAUUUGGUCCCCUGCAUGUCCUGUAACACAAUAUCCAAAAUGAGUCUGCACCUGUGUGUUUCGCUUCCCUGUUCAGCUGUGACAGCGAGGUCCCUUGCUAACCUGUGCUAACCUGGUACACAGCGGGCUUUCCGUCCUGGACUGCCAGCCCUCUUGAGUUUUCAUGCCCUUUUCCCCACUGCAGAUUUCUUGAUCCAGAAACUGCGUUCAGUUGUUAAACAUUUGUCAGUGAGUCAGUCAGCCUCCAGCCUCUUUUCCUGUGAUAAUCCUUGAGACGCCUUCAUGGAAGUAGCACAUUGAUACAACAAUCAGUGACUGUAAAUGUGUGAGUGUAAAAUAAAGUUGUG
Alexandromys fortis (reed vole) is the source of this 4041-nucleotide messenger RNA. RefSeq names its product PNMA family member 8A (gene Pnma8a). The transcript has 3 exons. The coding region runs from base 233 to 1576 and encodes 447 amino acids. Lineage: Eukaryota; Metazoa; Chordata; Mammalia; Rodentia; Cricetidae. The record is from RefSeq and is a predicted model, not a curated record.